This is a messenger RNA of Ahaetulla prasina, 1950 nucleotides long. RefSeq names its product vomeronasal type-2 receptor 26-like. The transcript has 5 exons. NCBI's taxonomy places the organism in Eukaryota, Metazoa, Chordata, Lepidosauria, Squamata, Colubridae. The record is from RefSeq and is a predicted model, not a curated record. Gene Ontology annotation, biological process: G protein-coupled receptor signaling pathway. The coding region runs from base 1 to 1950 and encodes 649 amino acids. Gene Ontology annotation, molecular function: G protein-coupled receptor activity. Gene Ontology annotation, cellular component: membrane.
AUGCAUUGGCUGAAGGUAUCUGGCAGCAACUGCAGUCUGCGUAGCACAGGUAUCUGCUUUGAGUUCAUAGGAGAGACACCCCCGGAAUCAUCUAUUAAUGAUAUUUUAAAAAACCAUAAUGAAAUAAGCAAAAUGAUCGAUAUUAUCAUGAAGACCACUAUCAAUGUCAUCAUCCUAUAUAGUGAAAACCAUGAAACUCCCACUUUAAGAAUGUUGCCCACUUUUAUAGAAUAUUUUUUUAAUCCCAGUGAUAGAAAAGAUAAAGUUUGGAUAAUGCCAGCCCAGAUGGAGUUUACAUCCACUCCAUUUCAAAAAACUAUCACUAUGGACAUUUUCCAUGGUGUUAUAACUUUUGAAGUUUCUUCCAAGGAGAUUUCUGGAUUUAAUAAAUUCCUUCAGAUGAGAAACCCAACUUCAGAAGCAGAAGACCAUUUAAUGAGAGUGUUUUGGGAAGAGGCUUUUGAAUGCUCUUUUACUAAAGAUAAUUUAGAUGAAGAUGCUGGGAAGCUGUGCACUGGAGAAGAGAAGUUGGACAAUCUAACUAACUCUGUGUUUGACACCACCAUGACUGGACAGAGUUACACCGUCUACAAUGCAGUUUAUGCUGUGGCACAUGCUUUACAAGCCAUGUUUUCCCCCAAACACAGAACAAGAGCAAAAGUUGGGAGAGAAAUGUUUUUGACUCAAAAGGCAUGGCAGUUACAUCACUAUUUGAGAACCAUGUCAUUUAAUAACACUGCAGGAGAGAAAAUUUCCUUUAAUGAAAAUGGGGAUUUAGACACUGGAUUUGAUAUUAUGAACUUGGUCACAUUCCCAAACAAUACCUUUGUUAAAUAUAAAGUUGGAAAGAUCGAUCCAGCAGCUUCUCCAAAUAAGCUAUUCACCAUUUCUGCACAAGACAUCACCUGGCCUAGCAUCUUUAAUCAGGUUCAACCUCUUUCUCUUUGCAAUGACCAUUGCUAUUCUGGGUCCAGGAAGAUGAAAAUAGAAGGGAAGCCAUUUUGCUGUUAUGCUUGCCUUCCAUGUGCAAAAGGGAAAAUUUCAAAUGAGACGGAUGCGGUUGAUUGCUCUCAAUGUUCAGAAGACCAAUAUCCAAAUCCGGCUCAAAACCUUUGUAUUCCAAAAACAACCACCUUCCUGUCUUACAAUGAGCCACUGGGAACCACCUUGGGAAGUGUUAGUAUUUUCCUUUCUUUCAUCACAGCUUUAGUGCUGGGACUCUUCAUUAAAAAGCGGGACACUCCCAUUGUCAAAGCCAACAACAGGAGCCUCACCUAUAUUCUUCUCAUUGUUCUCCUGCUUUCAUUCCUUUGCAGUUUGCUCUUCAUUGGGAAACCUGACCAAGCAAAAUGUUUCAUGAGACAAGCUGCUUUUGGCAUCAUAUUCUCUGUAGCCCUUUCUUGCAUAUUAGGGAAAACGAUCCUUGUUGUUCUUGCUUUCAUGGCCACUAGGCCUGGUUCCAAAAUGAGGAAAUGGAUGGGGAAUAAGCUGGCUUUUUCUAUUGUCCUAUUUUGCUCCCUGGCACAAUUUACCAUUUGUACAGUGUGGCUGACAAUUUCUCCCCCAUUCCCAGAUUCUGACAUGCACUCCAUGGCUGAAGAAAUUGUUCUACAAUGUAAUGAAGGUUCAACCACAAUGUUUUAUACAAUGCUUGGCUUUCUGGGGUUCUUGACUGCUGUCAGUUUCACUGUGGCCUUCCUAGCUAGGAAGUUACCAGAUAGCUUUAAUGAAGCCAAAUUUAUCACGUUCAGCAUGUUGGUUUUUUGCAGUGUCUGGAUAUCAUUUGUUCCAACCUAUCUGAGUACCAAGGGGAAAUACAUGGUGGCUGUGGAGAUCUUUUCCAUUUUGUCUUCAGCAGCUGGAUUACUGGGUUGCAUCUUUUCCCCCAAAUGCUAUAUCAUUAUUAUGAGACCUAAUUUGAACACAAAGGGACAGUUAAUAAAAAAAUAA